Messenger RNA from Hevea brasiliensis (rubber tree), 1257 nucleotides. RefSeq names its product transcription factor MYB59. Lineage: Eukaryota; Viridiplantae; Streptophyta; Magnoliopsida; Malpighiales; Euphorbiaceae. Gene Ontology annotation, cellular component: nucleus. The transcript has 3 exons. Gene Ontology annotation, molecular function: sequence-specific DNA binding; DNA-binding transcription factor activity. Gene Ontology annotation, biological process: regulation of DNA-templated transcription. Bases 445 to 987 code for a protein of 180 amino acids. The record is from RefSeq and is a predicted model, not a curated record.
UCUUAUCACUAGAUGAGAAUGCGUGCACCACAUGUAUGGUGAAGAUGCAGAAUGGUGUAUUUUAAAAUAGCAAAAGAUUACAAAAAAGUUUCUCAAUAAUGGAUACUUACUGAUAUAAAUACGAGUAACAUACUACAUGUCCAAGCACAACAAAAGUGGGUGGAUCAAGCUAUCAUUCUAAGAAAAAUCUGGGAAUACAGACAAAAGGAGAAAAAAAAAAAUGAAAAUGGUGCAAGAUGAAAUCAGAAAGGGUCCAUGGACUGAACAGGAAGACAUUCUCCUGAUCAACUUUGUGCACCUGUUUGGAGAUCGACGAUGGGAUUCUAUUGCUAAAGUUUCAGGUUUGAAGGUGGCGGGAGGCAAAUAAUAGGUUUGAACAGAACUGGAAAGGGUUGCAGGUUGCGAUGGGUUAACUAUCUGCACCCUGGACUCAAAAGGGGGAAGAUGACACCCCAAGAAGAGAGACUUGUGUUGGAACUUCACGCCAAAUGGGGAAAUAGAUGGUCAAGAAUUGCUCGCAAAUUACCUGGGCGAACAGAUAAUGAGAUAAAAAACUAUUGGAGGACUCAUAUGAGGAAGAAGGCUCAAGAAAGGAAGAGGGCUAUGUCACCAUCAUUGUCAUCUUCCGACAGCUCCGCAACAUCAACUAUUACUACACAGAAUUCAUCACCUUCCCUGGAGACUGGAGAAGCAAGCUUUUAUGAUACAGGGGGGCCUGAAUCAUCACCUUCAGGAGGAAAAAUUAGUGAGGCGGUGCAAGGAGGUGAAGAGGGGUACUCUAUCUCUAUGGAUGAUAUAUGGAAAGAUAUUGAAAACACUAUUGAACCAGUUUUUGAUGGGUUUAGUGAACAAGGUUGCAAUUUCUCUUGUCCUUCAAUUGCAUCUCCCUCAUGGGAGUAUUGCCCAGACACACUCUGGACGAUGGAUGAAGAGGAGGGUAAGAUGUUUCUUCCUUAUGAGUGCGGGACAGUGUUUUUAACAGGCUAAACAGAAAUUCUUUAUUUAUGUUUCUUCAUAGACGUCAAGUUUCUCUGAGGAAGCUCUAACUUGUAUAGCAUGGGUUUUCUCUAAGCUUUCUGAUGUGUAAUCAUCUUAUGCAUAACCUAUGUCCCUGUGUUUGUGUAAUUUCACUUUUCAGAGAGGAAGAGAGAGCCUUAACAAAUCUCCUAUAAGGAGAUUGUUAUGUUCCAUUAUGUAUAAUAGAACUUUUAAGUUUUAAUGUUGAAAUGAAGAUGGUGCAACAUUAAAAUCCCAAAA